AGAGGUAUCUCAGAAUGCAUCGAACGAGCUGGGGAUCCUGAGAGGUCCUCCGAAUAUCAUCAGCGCUUUUCUCUGCGGGAAGAUGGUGGUCACGGAUUUUACUUUAUCGGGUUGAGGGACUGAUCGGGAGCUAACUAGAGCUAGACGGCCUACGCCAGGUAACAGCGCCAAGCUUCUCCUGCGAACCACCUCACGAACUACUGCUUCGCUGUCUCUCAAUUGCUUCACGCGACAAACCCAACGACAUCUCGAAGCGAAGCCAAACAUCCCCUAGCUUCGAAUCCCCCACACAACCGUCAUAAUGAAGUUGGUCAGGUUUUUGAUGAAAUGUCAGAACGAGACUGUGACCGUCGAGCUCAAGAACGGCACCAUCGUUCACGGCACUAUCCUCAGCGUCGACGUCAAGAUGAACACCGCCCUGCGCACCGUUAAGAUGACGAUCCGCAACCGCGACCCAAUCGCCCUCGACACAAUCAACAUCCGUGGCUCCACCAUCCGCUACUUCAUCCUGCCGGACUCGCUGCCGCUCGAUACCUUACUGAUCGACGACGCACCCAAGCCCAAGAACAAGGCGCGCAAGGAGACCGACCGAGGACGCGGUGGGCGUGGUGGUGGUGGCGGUGACCGUGGUGGACGCGGUGGAAGAGGGCGGGGUGGUGGAGGUGGCGGCGGUGGUGGCCGGGGCGGUGGAAGAGGAAGGGGUGGUAGGUAGCUUCAUACACGAUACUGAGUUGUGGAGUGUAUAUCACCAUUGCCGGAAGCGCUGUUUACUUGCAUACCUUUUUUUUCUUCUUCGAUGGUAGCGGAUGGCUUUUACGAGAUUGCAAUAAAUUAGAGAUCUAUGAGGUCCGAUAGCUUCCGAUAGUACUCG
Tricharina praecox is the source of this 871-nucleotide messenger RNA. RefSeq lists its product as uncharacterized. Gene Ontology annotation, biological process: spliceosomal snRNP assembly; RNA processing. The record is from RefSeq and is a predicted model, not a curated record. Gene Ontology annotation, cellular component: commitment complex; catalytic step 2 spliceosome; U12-type spliceosomal complex. Gene Ontology annotation, molecular function: RNA binding. The coding region runs from base 302 to 712 and encodes 136 amino acids. The transcript has 3 exons. Lineage: Eukaryota; Fungi; Ascomycota; Pezizomycetes; Pezizales; Pyronemataceae.